AUGGAGCAAACUUUGUUCACGCCACAGCUCAAGUUGACGCUCAUCACGACGGCGGAAAGAGGGAGCCAGGAACUCGAAUGGCUGCAUGAGUUACGCAGUGACGAAAAGGCUACAUGGUGGAGUAUCUACGGCCGUUCAAAAUCCAUCGAAGACACCGAGAAGGUCAUGAAAGGAGCAUUACCGACUACAGCCAACGAAGACGAAAAGAAAUCCUACCGGGCCGUCUACGCCGUUCAUGAACUCCUCGCUCCAACCAGCAACUCAACCAGUCAAGAAGACAUCCCCGCACGACUGAUCGGACUCAUCACUCUCCGCUCCAUCGACAAGGCCAGUCUCGCUUUACCACCUCACAUAUUCCCUGACUCCAUCCACUCCCCAGAUUGUCUAGUCGUUGAGCUCGGAUACCAAUUCCUGCCUGCCGCGUGGGGCAAAGGAUUCGGAACACAAGCCGUAACUAAAGUCUUCGACGCAUGUCAGCGUGAGCAAAAAAUCUGGGACAAUUACCAAAAGGUGUUCAUUAGGGCGAUUGUGAAUGGCGAGAAUCCGGCUAGUAUGCGUGUUUUGAUCAAGAGUGGUAUGAAGGAGCUGGCGGUGCAUGUCUGGGAUGGCGAUCGGAUAUGGCUUGGGGGCAAGUGGAGGACUACGGAUAAACUUCAUAUCUUUGGGAAAUUUGUGAAAGAGUGA
Messenger RNA from Bipolaris oryzae ATCC 44560, 684 nucleotides. RefSeq lists its product as uncharacterized. NCBI's taxonomy places the organism in Eukaryota, Fungi, Ascomycota, Dothideomycetes, Pleosporales, Pleosporaceae. Gene Ontology annotation, molecular function: acyltransferase activity, transferring groups other than amino-acyl groups. The transcript is spliced from 2 exons. The record is from RefSeq and is a predicted model, not a curated record. Bases 1 to 684 code for a protein of 227 amino acids.